Molecule: messenger RNA, 1692 nt
Organism: Melampsora larici-populina 98AG31
Lineage: Eukaryota; Fungi; Basidiomycota; Pucciniomycetes; Pucciniales; Melampsoraceae
Exons: 7
Coding region: 1-1692 (563 amino acids)
Cellular component (GO): membrane
Molecular function (GO): acetyl-CoA transmembrane transporter activity
Source: RefSeq, a predicted model, not a curated record
AUGAUUAAUAGUAAAACUAAUCAUCGUAAACCUUUAAAGAAGAUUGAUUCAGAGAAAAGUAAAAAGUAUAGACAAAACGGAUUAGGAUCUGAAUCUGGUUUGGUGACUCCUAAUAGUAGUUCUAUUAGUACUUUAACUUUAAAAGAUAAAAAAGCAAUGGUCUUAUUGGUAAUCUUAUAUAUGUUACAAGGAAUUCCAGUCGGAUUAGCCUUUGGAUCGAUUCCAUUCUUACUAAGAGCCAGAUUAUCUUAUUCCCAAAUCGGUUUAUUCUCACUAGCUUCAUAUCCAUAUUCAUUAAAACUCUUAUGGUCACCAAUAGUAGAUUCAAUUUAUUUCCCCAAGAUAGGAAGACGUAAAUCAUGGAUUAUUCCUGUACAAGCUUUAGUUGGAAUGAUGUUAUGGUGGUUAGGCAAUAAUGUUACAGUCUUGAUGGAAGCUGAUGUACCUGAUGUGAAAACUUUGACCGGAUUGUUCUUUACUUUGGUACUCUUUGCUGCUACUCAAGAUAUUGCGGUAGAUGGUUGGGCUUUGGAAUUGCUUUCGAAAGAUAACCUUUCGUACGCUUCUACGGCUCAAACUGUUGGAUUAAAUAUCGGUUAUUUCUUAUCGUUUACUGUCUUUUUAGCUUUCAAUAGUUUAGAAUUCAGUAAUAACAGAUGGAGAGCAUUGUUCGGUCUAUCCAGUCAAUCAUACCCAAUCAUGACCCUUUCAGGCUACCUAAAGUCUGGAGGCAUUUCUUUCCUAAUCGUAACCAUCUACCUAACCUUUUUCCAAACCGAAGAAACCCACGAUUCAACUUCAACCGAACCCAAAAUGAAUGUCAAAAAAGUUUACAAAAUCAUGUUUGAGAUAUGUAAAUUAAAACAUGUUCAAAAGUUUAUUUUGUUACAUUUGAUUGCUAAGAUUGGUACUUCUGUUAAUGAUGCGGCUACUAGUUUAAAGUUAUUGGAAAAAGGUUUGAGUAAGGAAGAUUUAGCUUUGAGUGUUUUGAUUGAUUUUCCUUUUCAGAUUGGUUUGGGUUAUUUUGCUGCUAAAUGGAGUAGUGGUGAAAAACCUCUUAGACCAUGGAUUUGUGCAAUGUGGUUUAGAUUGUUAUUUGCUGCUUGGGGUAUAGGAUUAGUUUAUUUUUUUCCAAACUCUAAACCACUUUCGACUUCAUACUUCGUUUUGGUCAUCAUUUCAACGGUGAUUUCAAGUUUUGCUAGUACGGUUCAAUUUGUGGGAAUUUCGGCUUUUCAUACACAGAUUGCUGAUCCAUUGAUCGGUGGUACAUAUAUGACACUCUUGAAUACAGUUUGUAACUUGGGAGGAACUUGGCCAAAGUAUUUCGUUUUGAAAGGAGUGGAUUAUUUUACAGAAGCUUAUUGUGGUUUUGAAAAUGAAAGUUUUUUGUUUACUCUUGCUAAUUUGAUUUUGAUUUUUUGGGUAUUGGGUUUUGGUUAUGUAGGAAAAGAAUGUGUGACGGAUUUAGGAAAAUCAACUUGUUUAGAUUUAAAUGGGAUUUGUCAAACUCAAAAAGAUGGUUAUUAUAUUAUGCAAAUCGUUUGUAUUUUAAUUGGUGCAAUCUCAUUAUCAUUAAUCAUUUCACCUACUGCUCAAAGAUUACAAGGUAAAUUCACUUCUUUUCAAAAAAAAUCUAAACAGGUUGGUUUAUUGAUUUUGGGGUUCUGUUUUUUUAGGUUUACCGGCUAG